Messenger RNA from Drosophila innubila, 1509 nucleotides. RefSeq lists its product as uncharacterized. Gene Ontology annotation, molecular function: protein dimerization activity. NCBI's taxonomy places the organism in Eukaryota, Metazoa, Arthropoda, Insecta, Diptera, Drosophilidae. The record is from RefSeq and is a predicted model, not a curated record. The coding region runs from base 1 to 1509 and encodes 502 amino acids. The transcript is spliced from 5 exons.
AUGGGCCAAGACGAAGUCAAGAAUGCCUGUAUUGACCUGGUGACCGCCGCAAAAGUUCCGUUGGCUGUACUGGACUCAAAAGGCUUUAAAACAUUAACAGCUCAAAUAUUUAGUGGCUUGGAUAUGAUAGUCGACGAGAAAUACAGGCAAAUAAAAUGCGAAAUUGGGGAACGCAUUAAAAACAGAAUCCUCUGCCUUAAAAUGGACACGGCCACAAGAUGCAAUCGCGGUAUUCUUGGUGUUAAUGUGCAAUUCAUCGAUCGCGGUGUAAUAUGCGUAAAAACUUUGGGCAUGAUCGAAUUGAGAACAGCGCACACAUCCCAAAAUCUUUGCAACGAAAUAAAGACCAUAUUGGCUGAUUUCAGCAUUACAAAGGAACAAAUUUAUACCAUCACGACAGAUAAUGGUCGAAACAUGGUCAAGGCAGUGGAACUGCUAAGUAGUUGCGAGGCAGAUGGGGAUGACGAAGACGAUUUGGACGAUGAAGAGCUGCUAAAGAAUUUAAAAAUUCACUCAAUUAGCUCUAUAAAAUGUGCAGCACAUACCCUUCAACUAGCUGUUAAGGAUUUUUUACAACGCCUCGAAUCCUUUGAUUUCUUCGAAAAAGCACGACGAAUUGUGAAGCUUUUAAGAACGCCGGCGUACAGGUAUUUGUUAACGGAGGAGUCAUUGCCACAACCAGUGCUAGAUGUUGCGACACGUUGGAACUCAACAUACACCAUGUUAAGCAAGCUGCAACAAUUUGAGGAGUUUUGCGAACGGCGUCUUAAAAGUUCAAUGAAAUUGACUUCAUCAGAGUGGGGUGAUUUAAAAAGGCUUGUUAAUACUCUGGAGCCGGCGUACUUCGCCACAGAAAAGCUGCAAAGCACUCAGUUGUUCAUGGGUGACUUCUAUAUAUUAUGGAUGGAGCUUAAGCUCACCGUUUCAGCAGCAAAUACCACAGAGAGUCAAGCUUUGAGCCAGUGCAUCAGUACUAGUCCAAUAGCACAGCCUUGCUCUAGAAAAGAUAUCGCAUCAACUUCCUUCGUGGCAGAGAAUGCAUUGCUUUCGCAAAACUCAAACACCUGCUCGCUGUUAAAUGAGUUCUUGCAGACCAUUGAGGUUACUUCAGAUGAUGAAACUGAAGAUGGCGGGCCAACUGAUGAAAUUAAGAAGGGAUAUGCAGAAAUUGACGGCUAUAGCCCAAAGCCAAUUUGCUUGACCUCCAAUAUUAUGGAGUAUUGGGAGGAAAAGCGAUUUCUAUACCCAACUUUAUACCAACUGGCCAAAGUGGUACAUUCGGUUCCUGCAACACAAGAAAUUGCUGUUGAUGCUGAACAUUGGAGUCCGCCAGGAGGAGGCCCACAAGCCAUUAAAAUGACUGGAUUUUAUUCAUCCUUGGAUGGAGGCGCCUUGCCAAGGCACCGCUACUGCCUCACACUGCGGGAUGCAGUGCCGCUGGAGCUGUUGAAUGCCGAGGAGGACGUCCAUGUGUUGCAUACAAUUGGCUUCGAAUUGACUUCGAAUUGA